UCCGCCCCUGAUUGCGGAACUCCCCGCUCUGAGGAGGAUGAAGAUGAGGAUGUUGUGAAGGCAGGUUGAAAACUGGUAGACCAGGGAGGCGGUGAACACGCACUUUGCAUUAAUUCAGCAUGUCGCCUGCGUAUUGUUCGACGAAGCCAAACUUUUAGUACAACGCCCGUUCCCCUUGCCUUUAAAUGACACGUCGCUUUGACAGAGGUCGAGGACGACUGAGAUACCCGAUUGCUCCGCUGUCUUUGGCCGAGAAGGGCAUCCGCUCUUCAGGCCGCCUGUCACCAGCUGCUGGCGUCGCAGCCACUGUUAGCACCUAGCUGGCUAAUGUAAGGAGAUUCAACCACAGAAUUACAAAACCUUCAAAAUGAUUGUAACUGCAUUGUACUACACAAUAGAAUUGAAACUUACCAGCUUUGACUGAAAUCCGUCACGGACUGGUGAACAUUCAUCACGAAUGACGUGAAAAUAAAAGACUCCGUCAAUCCAAUAUGGAGAAAAAGAAACCGUGCCCACGACUCCUUGACUACUUGGUGGUGGUUGGUGCAAGGCAACCUAGUAGCGAUAGUGUGGCCCAGACCCCUCAGCUUCUCCGACGAUACCCUCUGGAAGACCACCAGGACUUUCCACUCCCACCAGAUGUGGUGUUCUUUUGCCAACCAGAAGGCUGCCUUAGUAUACGUCAGCGUAGGGUUAGCCUACGCGAUGACUCCUCAUUCGUUUUUACUCUAACUGACAAGGACUCAGGAAUUACUCGGUAUGGAAUCUGUGUCAACUUCUACCGAUCAUUUCAGCGUGGGCAUCAUCGCACCCGUAUGGACAAGAGUGGCCCCACCGAGACUCAAGGAGGGGACAGCACAAGUGAGGGCUCUGAUGGAAGCAGUGGAGGCCAGUCUUCAGGGUUAUCACAAUCCAAUAAAGCUGAGCCAGCGCCUCAGUCUGCUUCUGGAGAGAUUGAACCACCAAAUACUGAUCUAAAUACUGAAAAGCCUGCACAGCUGAGGCGAAAUACUGCAAAGACGGCUGCCAGGAAUCGCAACAGUACAUUGACCUCGUUAUGUAUACUCAGCCACUACCCCUUUUUCUCCACCUUCAGGGAAUGCUUAUAUAUUCUCAAGAGGAUGGUGGACUGCUGCAGUCAGAGGCUAACACAGCGUGCUGGACUGCCCCGUACAUUCCAAAGAGACACAAUGUGGCGAGUGUUUACUGGGGCACUCUCAGUGGAAGAGAAGGGAAGCCAGCUUUUGGCUGACCUACGGGACAUAGAAUCAUGGAUAUACCGAUUGCAACGCUCACCUGUACCAGUGGCAGGCCAGAGGCGUGUGGAUGUGGAAGUGCUGCCCCGUGAAAUGAAACGGUCUCUCACCUUUGCACUGCCUGACAAUUCCCGUUUCUCUAUGGUCGAUUUUCCGUUGCACUUGCCUUUGGAGUUGCUGGGUGUGGAUGCCUGUCUUCAGGUUCUGUCUUGUGUGCUGCUGGAACACAAGGUUAUUCUCCAGUCAAGAGACUAUAAUGCUUUAUCCAUGAGUGUAAUGGCAUUUGUGGCCAUGAUCUAUCCCCUGGAGUACAUGUUCCCUGUCAUUCCUUUAUUACCAACAUGCAUGGCCUCAGCUGAACAGCUGCUUCUUGCACCUACUCCCUACAUCAUCGGUGUACCAGCUAGCUUUUUCCUUUACAAAUCUGACUUCAAAAUUCCUGAUGAUGUGUGGCUUGUGGAUCUAGAUAGCAGCAGGGUAAAGGCACCUACAAAUGCUGAGAUUCUACCACCUCUUCCUGAGCCUGAAGCUGGCGAGCUUAAAAAACAUCUGAAGCAGUGUCUGGUUAGGUUGACCGUGAUCACCCAAAAGCAGAUCUUCUCCUGUGAAAAUAAGGCCUUGGCGAGUAUGAGUUUGAACACCCAGCCCAUUUUGAACCUAGAGAAGUUCCAAGAAGGCCAGGAAAUGCCCUUUCUUCCCCCUGGACGUGAUAAAGCUUCACCAUCAUCCACUGAGUUCAACCCCCUCAUUUAUGGCAAUGAUGUUGAUUCGGUGGAUGUAGCCACCAGAGUGGCCAUGGUACGGUUCUUCAACUCUCAGAAUGUUCUCCACGGUUUUCAACUUCACACAAGGACCUUGCGCCUCUUUCCACGUCCUGUGGUGGCUUUUCAGUCAUCAUCUUUUCUCGCUUCUCGGCCGAGGCGAUCUGGUUUUGCUGAUAAGCUUUCCCACACCCAAGCAGUGGAGUUCUAUGGAGAGUGGGCUCUCAAUCCCACUAAUCUUGCGUUUCAGAGAAUUCAUAAUAAUGUGUUUGACCCAUCAUCAAUUGGUGAUAAACCUAAGUGGUAUGCUCACCAGCUCCAGCCGGUGGUUUAUAGAGUUUUUGAUGGAAGUUCCCAGCUGAUCGAGGCUAUGGCAAGUCCAUUUGAGGAUGAGAGCAAUGAUUCUGACCCCACCGACAGUGGUAGUGACAGCGAGGCAUAUGACGACUCUAGCUCAUCCUACUCUUCACUUGGAGACCUCGUGAGUGAGAUGAUUCAAGGAGACAUUCAGGGAGACACACCAAGCCUACAGCCACAUACACAUGCUGCCCUAGGAGAUGCAAGUGAGGUGGAGUUUCAAGACUUCCAGGAUUUAAGAGAAGGCUCAGAUGCUCCAUCCGGCGGGGAUGGUCCUGGCGAAACAUCCGAUGGACAGCCCCUUCGCUCAAGCUCCAGCACAACUGCAAGCUCCAGCCCCAGCACAAUCAUCCAGGGAGUCAACCAUGAACAAGGGGAAGCACCUGAUAGUGAAGCACCAGCUGGUUCUGGCCCACCCAACCCGGUCCUAGGAGUUAUCAGCCAGCCCUCUGUCAGAUCAGCAACUGAAACUGGUCCGGUGGAUGCAGCUAUAAAAAAACGAGAGUAUGACAACCCAUAUUUUGAGCCUCAGUAUGGCUUCCCCUCUGAAGAUGAUCCUGAUGCCGAAGAGCAAGUGGAGUCAUACACCCCUCGAUUCAGCCAGAACCUCAAUGGCAACAAGGCACAGCGACCUUCACGUCCCAGUAGUCUGAGGCUCCCUGGAGAGUCUGAUGGUGAGGGUGACAGCUCACCAAACUCAACCAUUUCCAACAGCAGUAAUGAUGGAUUUGGGGGACUAAUGUCUUUUGCAAGUAAUCUUUACAAGAAUCACGGCACCAGUUUCAGUCUGUCCCAUCUUGCUCUACCAAACAAAGCUGCAAGAGAGAAAUCGACACCUUUUCCCAGCCUCAAAGAAUAUUUAAGUUUUGAUAUUGAGGAGGAGCUGGACCAAGCAGUAUUUGGGCUAAAUUCUCUAAUGGAGAUUAUAACAGAGGCCGGCCCGGGCAGCGGAGAAGGUGCACGUGCGCCUCGGGCACUUGUGGACCAGAAGUCUUCCGUAAUCAAGCACAGCCCUACUGUGAAGAGAGAACCACCCUCUCCACAGGGUCGUAUAAAUAACACAAGUGAAAACCAGCAAUUUUUAAAGGAGGUUGUGCAGAGUGUCCUGGAUGGACAAGGUGUUGGCUGGCUCAACAUGAAAAAAGUGCGCCGCCUGCUGGAGAAUGAGCAGCUCCGCAUUUUUGUUCUGAGUAAGCUCAACAGAGCCAGCCAGUCAGAGGAGGACUCCAGACAGGAAAUCAUACGAGAUGUAGAGGUGAGCAGGAAGGUAUACAAGGGCAUGCUGGACAUAUUGAAGUGUACAGUCUCCAGUUUGGAGCAUUCCUAUACAAAUGCAGGCCUAGGAGGGAUGGCCAGCGUCUUCAGCUUAUUGGAGAUAGCACGCACACAUUAUCAAACCAAAGACCCUGAAAAGCGCAAGCGAAGCCCUACAGAUAGUGCCGACAGCCCGGGGAGUAAAGAGAGUCCAACCGGUCGUAUGGAGACUGCCAGACCACAAGGUCUUCUGACCAUUCCUCACCUGCAGCUGCCACAUCACACAACGGGCAGGGGAACCCGGCAUUUUGACACCCGGAGCCUGAAUGAAGAGAACUUUAUUGCCUCGAUUGAAUUGUGGAGCAAGCACCAGGAUAAGCAAAAAUCUAUGGAAAAACCACAGAGGGCUGAAGGCACAAAACAUCACCGCUCCCAGGUGACUGAUGCAGAGGAGAAGAAAUCUCAGAUAAGUGCUGAUAGUGGUCUCAGUGUCACCUCGGGCUCUCAGAAGAGUGACACAGAAUCUGUAACAAGCUCCGAACCGCCUAUCUUGACAAGAAGUACCAGCCAAGACUCCGAAGCAAGCACAGUGAUAAGCAAUAGUUCUGGAGAAACUCUGGGUGCUGACAGUGACCUGAGCAGCACAGCGGCAGAUGGCAUGGGUGGGAGAAGUGCUUUACAUUUAACCCAGUCCAGAGGGACCCUCUCUGACAGUGAGAUUGAAACAAACCCUGCUACCAGUUCAGUCUUUGGAAAGACUCACACAUUGAAACCCGGGGCAAAAGAACAAACAUCAGCAAAAGGGGUGCCUACUCAACCAAUGGAGGACCUUAGUAUGAGGAUCUAUCUUUGUGAAGGCCUGCUGGGCCGUGAUAAGAGCUCCGUUUGGGAUCAACUAGAGGAUGCUGCCAUGGAAACCUUUUCGCUAAGUAAGGAGCGCUCAACACUGUGGGACCAGGUGCAGUUCUGGGAGGACGCCUAUUUGGACGCUGUCACAUUAGAGCGUGAGGGCAUGGGAUUGGAUCAGGGACCCCAAGAGAUGAUCGAAAGAUACUUGUCAUUGGGAGAACAUGACCGCAAGCGUCUGGAGGACGAUGAGGACAAACUCCUAGCUACGCUACUUCACAAUAUGAUUGCAUACAUGCUCAUGCUAAAAGUGAACAAAAAUGACAUCAGGAAGAAAGUGAGGCGCCUAAUGGGCAAGUCCCACAUUGGCCUUUCCUACAGCCAAGAGAUCAAUGAGUUGCUGGACAAACUGACCCAAAUGAAUGGCCGUGAAUUGCAUAUCAGGCCCUGCGGAAGCCGUCAUAUCAAGAAGCAAACCUUUGUUGUACAUGCUGGUACUGAUACCAACGGGGACAUUUUUUUCAUGGAGGUUUGUGAUGACUGCAUAGUCCUUCGCAGCAACAUUGGCACGGUUUAUGAGCGUUGGUGGUACGAGAAGCUCAUCAACAUGACUUACUGCCCCAAGACCAAGGUUUUAUGUCUCUGGAGACGUAACGGCCAAGAAACGCAACUUAAUAAGUUCUAUACCAAAAAGUGUCGUGAACUCUACUACUGUGUAAAAGAUAGUAUGGAAAGAGCUGCUGCCAGACAGCAAAGUUCCAAACCAGGUCCAGAGCUCGGUGGAGAAUUUCCUGUUCAAGAUAUGAAAACCGGUGAGGGGGGAUUACUUCAGGUCACCUUGGAAGGAAUCAAUCUGAAGUUCAUGCACAGUCAGGUUUUCAUAGAGCUGAAUCACAUAAAAAAGUGCAAUACAGUGAAAGGAGUCUUUGUCCUCGAGGAAUUUGUUCCUGAAACUAAAGAAGUGGUGAUCCACAAGUACAAGACACCCAUGGCACAUCAGAUCUGUUACUCGGUCCUCUGCCUUUUCUCCUACGUGGCAGCUGUCAAGGGAAAGGAGACGGACGGAAAAGCCAAGAUUCUAUCGCCACGACCCCUCCCAAGCUAGUGCACCCUCCCACGCCUCCUCCAUGUGCCUCGACUUGAGUUCCAACACCUCAGACAAUCCCUCAGUGACAUGGGAGCACACAAAUGAGUGUAAAUAUUGACCUGUUUUAGUGCUCUGUUAUGUCCUGUAAAUAUUCGUUCAUGGGAAGUUUGUCCUCGUCCGUUUGUGUCUUCUUCUGCUCUCCGGGCAGAUGUUCCUUAGGUGAAGCCAGUGCAUGCAGGUCCCGUGCACCAAGUCCUCCCCUCCUAGAAUUUAUUGCAACAGUGUGCUUCUUUUAUUGUGCUGUCACUCUCUGCAAACGUGUAAAUGAAUAACCGCGUCAUGCGAUGCUGAGGGGAGAAAAAUAAGUAGUCUUAUGAUCUUAGCUCAGUCCAUCGGCUGAAUUGCUGUUCUAGUUCGCUCUAUUCCUGUCUGUGUUCUGCUCUUGAUGAAUUGCAUGUUAAGAACAUUCAGGAAUAAAUAUUAUAUAUAUUUAUAUAUAUAUAUAGUAUUUAUUUAAUAUAUACAUAUUGCUGUAUAUUUCUAAACAAGUAAUACCCAUAAAUAUUGCUUAAAUGUGCAAAUUGUUUCUUAUUACAGGAUGAACAAUGUCAGUGAGAGCUUUUAUUUUGUAUCCCACCCUUCGAUUGACGUGACAAUGACGUCAGUGUGACGUGAAUGUGUUUUGUCUCUUCAAUGUGUGAACCUUGUAAUCAUUUGCUAGAUUGGUCAUGCUACUGAGAAGCAUCAAGUUGUGAAUGUGACCUUCAAAGGCAACUCGCAUCAGCUCUCUCAUUCAUAAUAGUGUGUGGACACAAUACAGUGUUCAUUAUAGUUCAUGAAUGAUGAAUUAUCUAAGAACUACUGAAAAAUGAACACUGUUGGAAUGACAACUUUUGAGUGUUAGAUGUCUCGAAAUGGUAAAAAUUCUAGUACAUUCAACUGUGUGUAUGUGCUCUUUGGGCUUUAACGUAGUUCCUCCACAUCCAGCAAUACAUUGGUACGAUCCUAAGUUGUUGGCAAACAUCUGUAUACAAUUACAUUUAAUUCACCUCAUCUAUCACAAUAAGCCUGAAUCCAAAAUUCAAUGUGUGACUGGGACAAAGCUUUGAACCUUAGUGGGUCUUUGUUGUCACGGUUUUGACUGACUACUGUCUUGUGAGGAAAUAAAUGCCAUGUGUGAGUAUUCUAGUAAUUGGAGUAUUUCUAGAAUAUGUACAGCUCUAGCCAGCAAAUAAAGUCGUCCAUAAUUGAGCCCUGUGUUUUUUUAUUUAUUUUUGAGUGGGGAAAAAGUACAUAAGGCAAAACUGCUGUAAAGUUUUUUUUAACGUGCAAACGUACAACAUUUAAAUCAACAGUUUUCACUAGCUCAUUUAAUGAGGCUGCCUGCUUUCCAUUUUCAUUUGUCAUAUGGAUUAAAAUAAAUGCCAAUGCUAUGGUUAUCUUUGAAAUAAGUGAUAUAUUUAAAGGGAAUGGAAGAGCUGCUUUGAUUAGCGGCGAGUGUAGUGCACACUGCCCCUUUUUUCACCCCCCCCUCCCCGUUUUGGCUUGUGUGCAUCUGUGAAAACGCCAAAACAACUUAAAGUGCCUGUGACCGCAUAAAAAAAAAAAAAAAACUUAAAUAGCAUUAUUAUGUGAAUUAGAAUCAUAUUUUGAGACUAUUCAACUAUGUACAACAAUUUGGCAAAGCGCAGAUGAUGAGAAAUUAGUCUUUUAAUCUGCCGUUUAGCAAUGCCUGUCAUUAUACCGCUCUAGUGUCCUCAGCUGGUGAGUGACGUCGGCAGGGUCACGAUUUCGUCUGAUUUAGAAUUCAGCCCAUUGAGGGGAAAGAUUCUGAAUGGGGAAAAUGCGACGAAGACAGCAACAAAAUCUAAUUGUUUUAAUCUUUGUACUCCAAUAUUUUUACAGGAAAGUAUUUUUCCCCAAUUGCUAAAUAAAUGGCAUAGGCAUGACCAAUAACAGUCUUGUGGUAAAUGGAAUAUGAAAUAUUAAAAAUGCAUUUAUUCAGUACGACAGGGCAAAAUUACUGCAUGAUGGUCAAAACUGUCGACUUCUUGCACCUCCCGAACAGUAUUUUAUGCCACCGGAGAUAGUCCGGCUUUUGUCAUUUCUCUGUCCUGGCUUCAGAUAGAGUAAACAAAACAGGAGGCGUGAGAGCUAGCCGACAUGCUAACCCGAACCGAGUGGCGUUUCCAAGUCUUAUUCUUGCCAUCAUGUCACACGGCGGCAGGGUUGUCGAUCAUUUUCACCGAUUGCCAACCCCCCCGGCAGUGAGCAAGUUAACAGCUUGACGUUCCCGUGGUGCGGACAGAAGUGCUCGUUGCAGGGGAACAAGCUGGAGAAUGACUGCCAGACAAACCUGCCGACUCAGAGGAGCGUGUAGCUGCCCUAGCCCAGCCCGAGAAUAGUGGUCUAUUGCCGGGCACACGGACGAUAUGGAGAACAGCAGACGAGCGGGGGGCUGCACGAGCAUUAGCCGAAGAAAGCGCGAUCUCGGCGGGCACGCGAAGAGAACUGAGGGGGUUGUGCGACAAGCUGCCGGUCAUCGGCACCUUGUCGGUGGACAAGGAGCAUUGUCAGCCACAAAAUGCAAGCCACCUCCUUAUUAAAACUUGUGCCAUGUUCCCAGUAUUUGACACAAUACAAAACAUGUAGUUUACACACUUCCUCUUAAGUCCAAAGGUCCCACAGUUGUCUGACUUGUUUUGGCCAAUCUUCGCACCGAACGGGAACUUUUUUAAACCCAAAAAACCUCCCAUACUUCUCCGUGGUGCAUUAACAAAAACCUGCAGCACAUUUGGCAAAAAAAAAAACCAAAAAAAACCCGAAUUAAUCCGCUAAAUUAGAUGAAUCCGCAGUCCAUCUGCAUGCUAUAAAGCAAUGCUGUAUGUAUAUUGAGAUACUGACCCGGGUGACGUCACAUCCGCAUUCCUUCUCAAUCCAGAAGUCACUCAUUUUCAUGGCGCGGGAUUAAAAA
Messenger RNA from Corythoichthys intestinalis (scribbled pipefish), 8535 nucleotides. RefSeq names its product MAP-kinase activating death domain (gene madd). Lineage: Eukaryota; Metazoa; Chordata; Actinopteri; Syngnathiformes; Syngnathidae. The transcript has 38 exons. Gene Ontology annotation, biological process: regulation of Rab protein signal transduction; regulation of apoptotic process. The coding region runs from base 492 to 5579 and encodes 1695 amino acids. Gene Ontology annotation, cellular component: cytosol. Gene Ontology annotation, molecular function: guanyl-nucleotide exchange factor activity. The record is from RefSeq and is a predicted model, not a curated record.